Antechinus flavipes (yellow-footed antechinus) is the source of this 2870-nucleotide messenger RNA. RefSeq names its product zinc finger protein 683 (gene ZNF683). The transcript is spliced from 5 exons. Lineage: Eukaryota; Metazoa; Chordata; Mammalia; Dasyuromorphia; Dasyuridae. The coding region runs from base 795 to 1997 and encodes 400 amino acids. The record is from RefSeq and is a predicted model, not a curated record. Gene Ontology annotation, molecular function: histone deacetylase binding; RNA polymerase II cis-regulatory region sequence-specific DNA binding; DNA-binding transcription factor activity. Gene Ontology annotation, cellular component: cytoplasm; nucleus. Gene Ontology annotation, biological process: regulation of transcription by RNA polymerase II; cell fate commitment.
GUUUUUUCCUACAGACUUAGCUUUAUCUGGUAUAGCUCAGGAUGUUGGAGGUGGGGGAAAGAGAAAACUGUGGGUUCAAGUCCUUGGGGCUGGGUCUGAUGGGGACCUUGGGAGCAAGAAAUAUCAGGAAGGAGAAGAACUAGAUUUAGAAGUGGAGCCUCAGCUGGGAGCAUCUCUGCCCAAGUAGCUCCCAAUGUAUUCCUCUUCUUCUCCAGUUCAGGCCUUGAUCCCUGAGGUCAAGGAAGGAAAGGGAAGUCCAUGCUCCAGCUAUCUCAUUUUGUCUCUUUCUGGCUCUUCAAAUAAGGAUGGACACUCUCUCUGUGUGUUUUAAUGCUCCUCUCUCCCAACAUUCUCCUGCUUCUCUAAUUGACCAGCCUGGUCCAAUCCUUGCUGUAUCUGAGGUGGAUGAAAGGAACUGAGAUGUGUUGGAGAGUAGAUGGGGAUGGGGCAGGAAGAGGAUUGAGUCAAGCCUGGGAAGAUGGGAAGGACUGCUCUGGAACCCAAUGGUUUUUCUCCUAGAAGUGUGAAGGGGAACAAAUAUCAGAAGAGGGAGCUGGGGAAGGGUCAGAAAAUACCAGAUUUGGUGGAAUAGGUCCUGCUACAAGGGCAAGGGGGAGAUCUCUUAAGAGGAUGGAAGAUGUGGCCAGCGGGGGUGCAAAACCCAAGGGUGGACUGAGCCUGAGAGCUCUCUCCCAGACCCAUGAGCCAAUCAAGUCCCCUAUUGGCUCACAUACAAGGGUCUUUCCUCAGCCCCGCUUCUAGUACUGACGUGUGUCUCCCCAGGAAGGGACAGAAUGAAGGGGGAGCCAGAGGAAGACAUUUCCUUUGCCCUGUACCAGCACCAGACAUUCCAGGAUCAGACAGAUGAGGGUUCUGGGACUGCCCCAUCCCUUACUCCCAUCUUGGAACAGCAGUGGAGUCAAGGUAACCAGGUUUACUGGUCCUUUAAGGAGUUUCUUCCUGGGGCAGAUGCUUCAAAUUCUCAUUGUGCUAACUGGAUGUGCUCCUCAAAGCCAGUCUCUGCUUUGCCCACCCUGCUGGCCUGCCCGCAGCACUCGAACCUCCACACCUGCAGCCUGAGGCCCAACGCGAUGGCUGCUGCCCUGGGAGUUCCUCCUUUUCACCUAGAGCACAAGUCUUCAGGGUCAAUUCUGGGCUCUACUGAUGACCCUAAAUUCACAUCUGAGUGCCUUGAGGUCAAGAAGAAAGCAGAGAGUGAACCUCGUGCCCUGGACCCAGCCAUGGAGAUGGUCCAAAGGAGCCCCCGCUCUCCUAUUUCACAUUCCAGCCCAGCUUCCAACCCCCUCAACAUGAAGUUCCCAUUGAGUCCCCACCCCCCAUGCCCUUCCUGCCCCCUUCUCUCUCCCAGGAAGCCCUUUUCCUCACUAGAUACAUGCUUCUUCCCCUACCCCCUCCUCCUUCUCCCAUCCCCUGCCAACCCCCACCCUAGUGGGGCUGUCCCGGUGAUGCUCCCUGAUGGGCCAUACUCCCUUGGGGUCCACUCCCCUCUGUACCUAGCACCUUGGCAGACCCUCUCUUCGCCCUUCCCUGCUGGGCUGUGGCCCACAGCUGAGGCCCAGAAUGAGAGCUCUUCGCCUUCCCAGUGCUGCUCUACAGGAAAAGCUGGGAGGGUCCCCACCGUGGGCACCACAGUCCUGCCCUAUCUGCUGAAGAAAGAGAAUGGCGCCAUCUUGUACAAGUGUAAUAUUUGUGCCAAGAGUUUCAGGCAGCGCUCCAAUUUCAAGGUCCACUUCCGGGUCCAUAGCGGAGAACGCCCCUUUCAGUGUCUGCUUUGUAAGAAGAGCUUCAUCCAGCUCGCCCACUUGCAGAAACACCAGCUGGUCCACUCAGGGGAGCGGCCUUACCAGUGCUCGGUUUGCCACAAAUGUUUCAGCAGUACCAGCAGCCUCAAGAAUCACAUGCGGCUGCACUCAGAGGUCCGGCCUUUCCUUUACAGACUGUGCCCCAGGUACAGUGACCAGCAGGUUGGGCACUAGCCACUGUGUCCUGGCCAUACUGUCCUGCUUCCUUGCUGCCUGCUGGCCCCAUGUCGGUGACCCGAAACUGGAGAAGCUGACACUGCUGUGGGCAGUAACCAAGUCUACAAGUGCCCGGGGAAACCUCUCUGCCAGUUAACAGCCUGGAAGCAGGAGCUGGGGAAGAGGCAGACUGCUAACGUAUCUUCGGUAUAACCAACUGAGCCUUUCUGAGUUGAUCUGGAGGUUACAGCACCCCUGGCAAUAAUCCCUCUCAAGAACCACGCUUUGAUGCUUUUUGACUGUAAGCCUCUACUAAGGAUGGGGUGGAGAAGGAGGUGUUAUAAAAACAAUGGAAGUUAUCUAGGACCAAAUGGGUUAGAUUUGAUACCUUCAAAUAUCCUGCUCUGAUAGUCUGUGUUUAAGGUCUUGUCUUUUUUUUCCUUAUUUAAUAUUUUAUUUUUCCCAAUUACAUGUAAAAACAAUUUUAACAUUCCUUUUUUUCUUCAAAUUUUGAGUUCCAAAUUCUCUCCUUCCAUCCCCUCUUCCACAUUGAGAAGGCAAGCAACUUUAUCUACGUUAUACAUGUGUGGUCAUGCAAUAUACAUGUGUUAUUCUGAAAAAGAUGUACCUGCUUCUACUCUCAUCCACGAUAGAUAAAGUAAAGAAAAAAUAUCUUUGAUUUGUAGUCAGACUCCAUUGUUCUUUCUCUGGAGCUGGACAGCAUCUUUCAUCAAUUCUACAGAACUGUCUGAAUUAUUGUAUUGCCAAGAUUGGCUAAGUUAUUCAUAGUAGAUCAUCAUACAAUAUUGCUAUUACUGUGUACAAUAUUCUCCUGGUUCUGUACAUUUCACUUUGCAUCAGUUCAUGUAAAUCUUUCCAUGUUUUUCUAGA